CCCAGGAAGAAGAGAUAUGUUGUAUUUUGUACACGAAAACUCUACACCAGAGCAACCAGUGAAAUUUCGGUACACUAAACAACAGCAAGACAAGACGUGGAAAACCAAAAAGUACCCCCAGGGUCCUGAUGUCGUUCAAGCUGAGCAAACCCUUUCUCAACAGCCAAGCAGCACCGUAUCCGUAGAAGACUUUGGCCGCUUCCUUCAAGCCAGAUCUAAACAGUCUGCCGUUCUCAGUCGAUUCUAUGGACAUACCAUCACAAACCAUGAUAAUGGAUACCCCCUCUUUCGCAAGAUCCAUCUUUCAGCGUACUUCAACAAACAACGCUUACGCGCCAAGUUUGGAGAAGACGCCGUGUUUGUGAUGGGAAACUGGUCCGCUCUCCAUGCUAGGUACCAUGAGCCCAUCCGUGGCCUUGGUUUCCGAAGACUCCUCAAGAAGCAUGGGUUCCAAGCCUAUCUUAUAGACGAGUACAAGACCAGUAGGUGCUGUCCAACAUGCCACAACGAAAGCCUCCGUACGUUCCGUCGUGUUCCAAAUCUACGACCGUAUCAACGUGAAUGUACCAAUCUAUACUGUAGACCCGCCAUGGCAGCUCCAGAUAGAUAUCGCUUAUGGAACAGGGAUGUUGCUGCUUGUCUCAACUACAUGCACAUCCUUCGUGAGCUUCGACGUAAUGGCAUGGUUCCUCAUAGGUUUCGUCGGGUUGCUGUUGCUCCUACAAGACGUCGAAGAAGAAUGGACGAUCAGGAGCAACCAAGAAUUAGAACACGCUUAGAUGAUGAUCCUCCGUCCUAG
This is a messenger RNA of Rhizopus microsporus ATCC 52813, 799 nucleotides long. RefSeq lists its product as uncharacterized. NCBI's taxonomy places the organism in Eukaryota, Fungi, Mucoromycota, Mucoromycetes, Mucorales, Rhizopodaceae. The record is from RefSeq and is a predicted model, not a curated record. The transcript is spliced from 4 exons. Bases 17 to 799 code for a protein of 260 amino acids.